AUGACUUUUGAGGAGCGACCUGUUCAGAUCUUGGUCCGUCAGAAUCGUGCCCUGAGAAGGAAGGUGAUACCCUUGGUUAAGGUGCUCUGGAGAAGCCAAAAGUACGAGGAAGCCACUUGGGAGACGGAAGAGUCGAUGAGGCUCAAUAUGCCUCCACGACAACUGUUACCCGCUAGAGAGGAAGUUGCGCUUCGUCGUCGCUCUGCUUUCGGCCGGUUUGACCGUCACGGGCCCCCUACUUAUGAUGGUGUUGCUGAUCCUGUGGCUCUGGAAAACUGGUUAAGGGAGAUGGAGAAGCUAUUUACGGCAACAAACUGCUCUGCUGCCGAGAUGGUACCUAUUGGGACCUAUUAUUUGAAGAAAGAGGCUGACAAUUGGUGGAGUACGGUGAAGGAUGUGUGUAUGGCUACUGCUGGAUUUGGGUGGACUCAGUUCUCCGCCAAGCUGAAAGAGAGAUUUUACCCUCAUGAGUUGCGCUGGCAAAAGCAGGAAGAAUUUCUAUCUCUGACUCAAGGGAGUAUGGACAUCCAGAAGUACACCGACCGCUUUACGGAGCUGUCUAAAUUUGCUGGUACUGUCAUUCCCACCGAAGCUGAGAGGGUUAAGAGAUAUAUAAAGAAGAUGAAUCCGAGGGUGAGGACCCUGGUGCUGUGUUCAGGGGUUACUACAUUUCAAGCUGCUUAUGAGAUGGCCCUUAGUGUUCAUGCUUCAGUGAGAGAGGAAGAAGCUGUUAAGGCCGCAUCUGUGAGGAAGCCUUGCCCGUCUGUUGCUCCUGGUCCGGCUAAGAAGCCGAGGUUUGAGUCGGGUUUCUGUGGUGGAUACCAAGGCUCCGGUUCCAGGCAGGGUUCUGAUCCGUCCAAGUGUCGGAGGUGUGAGAAGCCUUUACAUCCGGGAAGGGAUUGUGAGGGUGCUGCUAUUGUUUGCUUCUAUUGUAGAGAGGCGGGUCACAAGAGUUAUGAGUGUCCGAAGAAUCCGAGGGCUACAACUAAGCCCCCUGUUCCUCCUAGUCAAUCUGCUCCGCCAAGGAAUCGGGUUUACAGUAUGACUCAUUCUGACGCCGAUGUUCAUCCCGACGUCAUCUCUGGUACCAUUCUUGUUAAUUCUGUUCAUGCUUCUGUAUUGUUUGAUUCUGGUGCUUCUGUGUCUUGUGUGUCUAAAUCGUUUGCCAAGAAAGCUAAUUUGACUUCAAGUUCUCCUAUUCGAACUCUUAUUUCUCUACCUUCUGGUGAGAAUUACCCUUGUUUGGCCGAGUACUGUGGAGUGCCUAUCCCUAUGUUGGGUAUUGAGCUGUCCUGCCGAUCUCAAGGCAUUCUCCAUGGUCGAGUUUGA
This is a messenger RNA of Beta vulgaris subsp. vulgaris (sugar beet), 1329 nucleotides long. RefSeq lists its product as uncharacterized. Gene Ontology annotation, molecular function: nucleic acid binding; aspartic-type endopeptidase activity; zinc ion binding. Gene Ontology annotation, biological process: proteolysis. Lineage: Eukaryota; Viridiplantae; Streptophyta; Magnoliopsida; Caryophyllales; Amaranthaceae. Bases 1 to 1329 code for a protein of 442 amino acids. The record is from RefSeq and is a predicted model, not a curated record. The transcript is spliced from 3 exons.